Messenger RNA from Acaromyces ingoldii, 2481 nucleotides. RefSeq lists its product as hypothetical. Lineage: Eukaryota; Fungi; Basidiomycota; Exobasidiomycetes; Exobasidiales; Cryptobasidiaceae. The coding region runs from base 326 to 2326 and encodes 666 amino acids. The transcript is spliced from 2 exons. The record is from RefSeq and is a predicted model, not a curated record.
CAAAACCACGCCACCCUCUUCCCCGGGGAAGGACUUGAAGGCGUGACGAGCCUAAAUUGGUCGAAGCCGAGCACUUCUAAGCUAGCCUUGCUUGACCCGAUCACUGGUUGGCGGACACGGACUCGGUCAUGGGAAGAAGAGUUUUCAGGUUACCAGGCAGGCUAGCGUGAAUUUUUUCGCACGAGACACAGCACUUCUCUUCAGCUUGCAUUUGCGCUGUGGGGAAGACCGAGACGUCGAGGGUAAUGUGACGGACACAUAUAUCCCCCAUUUCCUCCAUCCAUCAAACCUCUUCCUCUCCCUGCGACAUCCAGCUGGAGACACCAUGUCGCUCUCUUCCCGUUUUGAGCUGCUCCCGCGGCCGCCGCGAUCGCGCCUGUCGCUUGGGAGCGAGGAGACGAGGGCCAUGCUGCCUGACUUUGUCGAGGCGCAACAGCUCCGCCAAUUCGUCGAACGCCUCUUUAUCUACAAGCUCGAUGUGCCUGGCUCUUAUGUCCAGAUCAAGCUGGGCGCAUGCAUCAUCGCCCUUCUUGUUGCAGUUGUCUCUCUCAUUUCACUUCGCCGAGUCUUCCUGAGGAGCUUCUGGCUUUUCCGGCUUGUCAAACGUCCUUCGGGAACGCUCGUAGUUCCCAACUCGGUGCUUAUAUUCUCCGUCGUCGAAGGAUUCUUCGGCAUCCUCUUCAUCACAUUUCAAUGGCUGGUCUGCGACUUCUACCAGCACAAGAACAUGCGCCCAACCAACUUCUGCCUGUGGUAUCUGCUCUUGUGGAUUCCACUCAUCUUCGCUCCCAUUUGGGCAGCCAAGGGCACCUAUUUUGCCCUUCCAAGCUCUCUCGAGCCGCUAGACAACCCUAAUCAGAGGUGGUACCUGCGACCAGCCUUUUUCAAUUUUCUAGGUCUGGCCGUUCCUACGAGCUUGGCGAUAUCCAUCUUCGUUCCCGCCAUUGUCGCAAAUGAUUUCUACCGCACAGCCUACCACGAACAGCUCUCCUACCUCGAGACCUAUGCCACCGCCACGCAACUAUCCCAAGACAUGGUCCAGGAUGCCCAGAGAGUGUGGUACGACGUAUUAAAGGCGAUCAGGAUCGUGAAUAUCACUUUCAUCCUGUGGACCUUUUGGGCGCUCUGCAUGUGCCUCAGCUAUUCCUACGUGUCAUGGAGGCUCAUUUCGGCCAUUUCCAACCAACUAAAAGCGUCAAAAGACCCGAUGUCCUCUGCGCGCCAGUGGCAACAGGAACAAGAACAACAAAAGCAGAUCGGCCGUGCUCAAUCGCAAACGUCCAAUUCGAUUUCAUCGGCAGGCGCUUCGGACUCGCCUGGCAUGCUGGGCAAUGCGCCUCUGCCCCAGCCGUCUUCCUUGCAGAAGUUGAAGGUGCCGGUCCGAUCAAAGAAAGUCAGAACGCCCAAAGACAAUUUUUAUUUCACCGAGGCAGAGAUGGAGAACGACACGCUUUCGACGUCCUUCUUUCCGCCUGUCAGACCCUCUCGCUUCUUUCAUACCGACCGGAUGGGGGACAAGAGAGGAGGCAAGGACUUGGAGGAGCGGAUGGAUGAGGAGGUGGAGAGUGGUGGCCAUCAUCAUCAACAGCCGCAGGAGCAGGAGCAGGAGCAGUCGCCGCAGUCACCAAGGGAUGUAUCCUUUGUCUCCACGUCCAACCCCCCCACAACCAAGAGAAGCGAAUUGCGCGGUGCGUACAUCCAUCUUUGGAUUCAAUUCGCCGCCAUCAGCCCGGCUUGCUUCCUAUUCGCGCUCGCAGCCUGCUCUUUAGGUGCUGGGUCUUACGGCCUCUACGAGCAGCCCAAGGGCACAGAUCUUAACGACAUGGGCGUAAAGUUUGAGAGGUUGUUCAUCUGCGAGCUCAUCGCUAAGAUCUGGAUCACUUGCGUCUUUGGCACCGUCACUCUGACGGCCAUCGUUGUGAAAACGUAUGAACAUGCUUUUGUCAACCUGACAAUCAAGGUUCCUGUCGUUGGCUUGGCCCCGACGCGCAAGAGCAACACGUUCUCACCGGCUGUCAUCAAUCCAACCGGUUCGUCGUUCUUCGAAACUAGAACGAGGGACGACAGGACGGCAGACAACAAGGGAGGACGCUAUGCGCUGCGCAAGCAGGAUUCCGACCUAGUCCCGCUCAAGGAAGUUGCCGAGUCGCCGUCGAGUCCCACAGCGGGUCAGCCUGUUUUCUCCACGCCAUCGAUGCUUAGUUCACAGUCGCCAAGAGCAAGUAAGCCUAGCUCCCCCGACAUUCGGGCGCCUGCCGGCGGCCACGUGAACGAAUCAGCCGCAAGAAAUCAAGGAGGAGUGUGGUACCGCCUUUGGGAACCAUGAGAAGCAUCAUAGAUUAUCCUAGCUUCUUUCGUCUUCUGUAGCUCUGGUAGCUGCUAAGGAGUGCCGUGUAGAGCCUUCCUGCUACGCCGUGCUUCCUUAUAAUAUAGCAACGCCCAUUGUUUGAAAUGUACUUGAAGCACGACCCUGUCUAUUUC